This is a messenger RNA of Vicia faba (fava bean), 1107 nucleotides long. NCBI's taxonomy places the organism in Eukaryota, Viridiplantae, Streptophyta, Magnoliopsida, Fabales, Fabaceae. The record is from the annotation of a GenBank genome assembly.
AUGGAUUUGAUAACCAAUGUGAGCGAGUUUGAAGCAAUUGCGAAACAAAAAUUGCCAAAGAUGAUUUAUGACUACUAUGCAUCAGGGGCAGAAGAUGAAUGGACAUUGAAAGAGAACCGAAAUGCAUUCUCAAGGAUUAUGUUCAGGCCGCGGAUUCUUAGGGAUGUAAGCAAGAUAGACUUGACAACAAAUGUAUUAGGGUUUGAUAUAUCAAUGCCUAUCAUGAUUGCUCCAACAGCUAUGCAAAAGAUGGCUCACCCUCAAGGAGAAUAUGCUACUGCUAGGGCAGCAUCAGCUGCUGGCACAAUCAUGACACUAUCCUCAUGGGCUACUUCCAGUGUUGAGGAGGUUGCUUCAACAGGACCUGGCAUUCGCUUUUUCCAACUUUACGUGCUUAAAGACAGAAACGUGGUUACUCAGCUUGUGAGAAGAGCUGAAUCUGCCGGUUUCAAGGCAAUUGCGCUUACUGUUGACACUCCAAUUCUUGGUCGUAGGGAAGCUGAUAUUAAAAACAGAUUUACAAUGCCAUCACACCUUGUCUUGAAAAACUAUGAAGGGUUGGAUCUUGGAAAGCUGGAUAAGACUAAUGAUUCUGGUCUAGCCUCUUAUGUUGCUGGCCAAGUUGACCGGUCACUCAACUGGAAGGAUGUGAAAUGGCUUCAAACAAUCACCUCAUUGCCAAUUUUAGUGAAGGGUGUAAUUACCGGUGAAGAUACAAAGUUAGCUAUACAAGCUGGAGUUUCUGGAAUCAUCGUUUCCAAUCACGGUGCUCGCCAACUUGACUAUGUGCCUGCAACUAUUACGGCUUUAGAAGAGGUUGUGAAAGCAGCAGGUGGAAAAAUUCCGGUUUUUCUGGAUGGUGGAGUCCGUAGAGGGACAGAUGUUUUUAAAGCACUGGCUCUUGGAGCAUCCGGUGUAUUUAUUGGAAGACCUGUGGUGUUCUCAUUGGCUGCUGAUGGCGAAGCUGGUGUAAAGAAAGUACUUGAGAUUCUUCGUGAUGAGUUUCAACUAACUAUGGCAUUAUGUGGUUGUCGCUCACUAGGGGAGAUAACUCGUGAUCAUGUUGUCACAGAGUGGGACCGCCCAAGAAUUGAUCCUAGAUUAUAA